Medicago truncatula (barrel medic) is the source of this 761-nucleotide messenger RNA. Its product is annotated as glycine-rich RNA-binding protein GRP1A. The coding region runs from base 90 to 575 and encodes 161 amino acids. The transcript is spliced from 2 exons. Gene Ontology annotation, molecular function: RNA binding. The record is from RefSeq and is a predicted model, not a curated record. Lineage: Eukaryota; Viridiplantae; Streptophyta; Magnoliopsida; Fabales; Fabaceae.
AGUCCACUCUCAGAAAUAUCUCAAGCAAAUCCUUUGCCUCUAUAACCUCCCUCCCAAACCCUAAUUCAGUUUUCCCUUUGCUCUUUUCAAUGGCUGAUGUUGAAUACCGGUGCUUCGUCGGAGGUCUUGCAUGGGCCACCGACAACGAAGCUCUCGAGAAAGCCUUCUCUCAAUACGGCGAGAUCGUUGAUUCCAAGAUCAUUAACGAUCGUGAAACUGGACGAUCAAGAGGUUUUGGAUUUGUGACAUUCGCUAACGAGAAAUCCAUGAACGAUGCCAUUGAAGCAAUGAACGGUCAGGAUUUGGACGGACGUAACAUCACUGUGAACCAAGCUCAGAGCCGUGGUAGCGGUGGAGGUGGAGGAGGAGGCCGUGGUGGCGGUGGUUAUGGAGGUGGUGGCGGUGGAUAUGGUGGAGAACGUCGUGGUUACGGUGGAGGUGGUGGAUACGGAGGAGGAGGUGGUGGUGGAUAUGGAGAACGCCGUGGUGGAGGCGGUGGCUACAGCAGAGGAGGUGGUGGUGGAGGAUAUGGUGGUGGUGGAUACAGCAGAGGUGGAGGUGAUGGUGGUUAUUAGGUUUUAGAUUUGUCGUUUAUGAUUAUUAUACUAGAUGUUGGGAUCUAGCUCUGAAAUUCUGUUUUUGUCACUGUUCUGUUAUGGCUUCGUUUUGAUGUGUCUUUUAUUGGUGUAUCUCUGAAUUUGAUUGUGUAUAACGAUCAAUUUAAAGAAGAAAAAAAAAACUGAGAUAUUAGUUGCACCAUA